This is a messenger RNA of Aspergillus alliaceus, 1071 nucleotides long. RefSeq lists its product as uncharacterized. The record is from RefSeq and is a predicted model, not a curated record. The coding region runs from base 1 to 1071 and encodes 356 amino acids. NCBI's taxonomy places the organism in Eukaryota, Fungi, Ascomycota, Eurotiomycetes, Eurotiales, Aspergillaceae. The transcript has a single exon.
AUGGCUAAUGACGACGAUCGUAGUGUGAAGCCUUUGAGGCGCACGUUAUUGGUUACAUACCCCCGCACGGCAUCGAACCUAGUGCUUAAAAUGCUUUCGCUGGAUGACCAGGAAAAAGUGGUCUCUAAUGAGAAAGGCGGGUACUUCUUCUGGGACUCAUAUAUGGCGGAACGGUCAACAAGGUGCAUCUAUAAACCAGUCCUGGACUGGGCUCCAGAAGAAACAGAAGAAAUCCAGCAUGUUCUACAACGAAUUACCAAUGAAUUAGAACAGAAAUCACGAUUUGCCGAGUCCCAGGGCCGGUUAUUCUUCGCGAAGGAGCACGUUCAGUGGUUCACGGAUCCAGCUGCCAUUGGCAACUAUAUCUCGGGUCAUUGCAGUCCAACAGCCUCUCCAGUGAAUAUCCAUAUCCCGAUCUCAUACGGACCAGUACGGGAGUUCUCACCUAACAACCUUACGGUGUUUCCGGAUCAGUACCUAGAGACUUGGAGGCUCACCUUCUUAAUCCGCCAUCCCGCCCUAGCGUUUCCGUCUCUCUACCGAGCUAUGAGGGAGUUAGAAAAAGAAGAAUUCACAGAAGCCCAUGAGCUACAGCCUUUGAUGGAAAUACAUGCUACUCUGAAAUGGACCAGACAACUGUACGAUUGGUGUUGCAAGCAUCAAGCGGACUCCCACGAUGGGUAUAGCGGAGAUGAUCACUAUCCUUUGGUGUUGGAUGCACAAGACGUUAUUCAUAACCCUAGCGUUAUCCGUAGGUAUUGCAAACUUAUUGGGAUGGAUCCGGCCUAUGUUAAAUAUGACUGGAGCGCUGCGAGUUCAAAAAAAACCAACGGCGAGUCAGAGGGCAUCGGCCGCAAACACCCGGAAACAAUCAUGAAGUUUACGCUUGAUAAUUCCCUCCACAUAAUAAAGGAGAAGACACCUCCUUUCGUUGAUAUCGCGCUGGAGAGGAAAGCAUGGGAUGCCGAAUUUGGAGAAGUGAUCGGUAAACAGAUGGAAGGAUGGGUAAUGGAAGCCAUGCCAGACUAUGAUUACCUUAAGUCUAGAAGGUUACAAGUAAAGAAUACAUAG